UUCGUCCCACCCAAUGUACCUAUCAUCUCGAGCAAUGGGGUUAGGUUGUCGGUGAUGUUCUUUCCCUCCUUGGUUCGAACUAUCUUCCACCUGCUGUAAUCAAUCUCCCCCCAGGAGAUCCACCCGCCGGGCUCUACGACAAGCACUAAGUAUCAGCACAUGGCGAUACGGCAAGAGCUCAACCGCCUGACCGAAAGAGUGGGACCCAUACUCAACAGCUUGACAAGGUUUUUGAUGAUCGGAGCGGGAUCGUUGCUGUGGACAGCUAGAUGAAACAGUUGGAUGUGGACAAUGUCAUACCUCCCAACGAGGCGGUCUGGCAGCGGUGCCAAGCAGUCGAGGUUGUGAACCGACACGUUGGGUGGUAACCAUUCCUUGGGUGGACACUGCGUCAAGUCGAUAUCGAAGCCGUCGAUCCUUGCCGAAGCCGGGAGAUAUCGCGCCAGGUCCACGAGCCAGAUCCUGCAGAGAAAAGGAUAUGGUGUGAACGACAUGCAUUUGGCCUGCAUGGCUGACAGGAAGGGCACAUAGGGUGAGGGGGAAACUUUAGAUGAAACCGUACCCAGAUUCCGGCGUAUCCGUCCACACAGCUUUAUACAAUAUUCAUCACCAUCAAGCCGCACAAUUGCUCGCCGUCAACAAUCCAACUGGCAAGGCAACCUGUAUCACGGAAACUUCCAUCACAAAACAGUAUAUGCAGAAUAUCGGCAAAAGGACCGCAAGCAUGGCUGCGGCGUAUGCUCCCACUGGGUGCCUUACCAACGACCCCAAGACCACUCAUAUUGCACAACUGGUUGCGUUUGGCCAAACUGUUUACCGAGAGGAGCGUCAAGUGGCCGAAAGUGGAUCCGACUGA
Podospora pseudocomata is the source of this 856-nucleotide messenger RNA. RefSeq lists its product as uncharacterized. Bases 551 to 856 code for a protein of 101 amino acids. The record is from RefSeq and is a predicted model, not a curated record. The transcript is spliced from 2 exons. Lineage: Eukaryota; Fungi; Ascomycota; Sordariomycetes; Sordariales; Podosporaceae.